Messenger RNA from Malania oleifera, 1825 nucleotides. Its product is annotated as endoglucanase 8. The record is from RefSeq and is a predicted model, not a curated record. Gene Ontology annotation, molecular function: hydrolase activity, hydrolyzing O-glycosyl compounds. The transcript has 7 exons. NCBI's taxonomy places the organism in Eukaryota, Viridiplantae, Streptophyta, Magnoliopsida, Santalales, Ximeniaceae. Gene Ontology annotation, biological process: carbohydrate metabolic process. The coding region runs from base 22 to 1515 and encodes 497 amino acids.
CCACCAGCAAAAGCAAGAAAAAUGGCGCGAAAGCCUCGCUCUUCGCCUACGAUUUCUCCGGCUAGUUUACGCCUCAUUUUUUUUCUGCUACUCUUUUUUGUCUCCCACUCUUACGCCGCCGGCCACAGCUACGGCGACGCCCUUCGGAAGAGUAUUCUCUUCUUCGAGGGCCAACGCUCCGGCAAGCUCCCCCCAGACCAGCGCCUCAAAUGGCGCAGGGACUCGGCAUUGCACGACGGAGCCACAGCCGGGGUGGACCUAACUGGCGGCUACUACGACGCCGGCGACAACAUAAAGUUCGGCUUUCCAAUGGCUUUUACGACGACGCUGCUCUCGUGGAGCAUCAUCGACUUCGGGAAGACAAUGGGACCAGAGCUGAAGAACGCCGUUAGCGCAGUGAAAUGGGCCACCGACUAUCUGUUAAAAGCGACGGCGGUUCCCGGCACCGUUUAUGUUCAGGUGGGCGACCCUCUGUCCGAUCACAACUGCUGGGAGAGGCCUGAGGACAUGGACACCUUACGAACCGUGUAUAAGAUCGACCGGGCCCACCCGGGGUCUGACGUGGCAGGCGAAACAGCCGCUGCUUUAGCCGCUGCCUCCAUAGUCUUUAGAUCUCGCGAUCCAGCGUACUCUCGCCUCCUGCUCAGUCGAGCCAUUGAGGUGUUCGAGUUUGCUGACGGGUACCGGGGAGCUUACAGCGCCAGUCUGCGCAAAGCGGUGUGCCCUUUUUACUGUGACGUGAAUGGGUAUCAGGACGAGUUGCUGUGGGGAGCGGCGUGGCUGCACAAAGCGUCGAGGAGGCGGGAGUACCGAGAAUACAUACUAAGGAACGAGGUGGUGUUGAGGGCUGGGGAUACCAUAAAUGAGUUUGGAUGGGAUAACAAGCACGCUGGGAUUAACGUACUCAUUUCAAAGGAAGUAUUGAUGGGGAAGGCAGACUAUUUCAACUCCUUCAUGCUCAAUGCCGAUGGUUUCAUAUGCUCCGUAGUGCCUGGAAUUUCUCAUCCUAAAGUUCAGUAUUCACCAGGGGGUUUGAUAUUUAAGGCUGGCGGAAGUAACAUGCAGCACGUGACGUCCCUAUCUUUUCUACUUCUCUCCUAUUCCAAUUAUCUAAGUCACUCCAAUAAGGUCGUGCCAUGUGGCGAAAAAUCCGUUUCCCCACUCCUGCUCAGAGAACUGGCCAAACGCCAGGUGGACUACAUUCUGGGGGACAAUCCGCUGCAGAUGUCGUACAUGGUUGGCUACGGUGGGCGUUACCCGCAGAGGAUCCACCACCGGGGGAGCUCGCUGCCGUCAGUGGCGGUCCACCCGGCCCACAUAGGAUGCAAAGCGGGGUCGAAGUAUUUCCGGAGCCCGGAGGCGAACCCGAAUUUGCUGGUGGGUGCAGUGGUGGGUGGGCCCAACAUAUCGGACAAAUUCCCGGACUCGAGGCCCUUCUUCCAAGAGUCGGAGCCCACGACGUACAUAAACGCACCUUUGGUGGGCCUGCUGGCAUUCUUUUCAGCCAACCCUUGAUUUCAGGAUGCCUUUUUUAAGGAAAAACAAAAGGCCAAGGUCAAUCUGGUGGUGCGCAAAGGUCACCCUGGCUGCAAUUAUUAAUGUACGGUUAUUCCAAAAGAAAAGGUUUUUUUUUUUUUUUUGAAAAGAACCGGGUUAACGUCUAAUGGCACAGAUAAAGAGAGUGUAUCAGAGAAUAUUACGCGGCCUUAAUGGCACAGAUAAAGAGAGGAGAGUGCAUCGGAUGGCCUUUCUCCAAUGGGUGUAAGUUACGCAUAUAAAAAUUUCAGUUCUACUAAUUAUUAACACGAUAAGCAUGAUUACAAAU